This is a messenger RNA of Pelobates fuscus (common spadefoot toad), 1125 nucleotides long. RefSeq names its product stimulated by retinoic acid 8 (gene STRA8). The transcript is spliced from 8 exons. Gene Ontology annotation, cellular component: nucleus. NCBI's taxonomy places the organism in Eukaryota, Metazoa, Chordata, Amphibia, Anura, Pelobatidae. The record is from RefSeq and is a predicted model, not a curated record. Bases 1 to 1125 code for a protein of 374 amino acids. Gene Ontology annotation, molecular function: protein dimerization activity. Gene Ontology annotation, biological process: spermatogenesis; activation of meiosis; oogenesis.
AUGGAUGCAUCUGGUGAAGGAACCAGUAGAUCUGUGAGACGAAACCACGAAUACAUCAAAGGGCCUGCAAGGAGACGCCUGGGACGCACACAGAAAGUUAAAUCUGUGCCACAUCUCAUCAAGCAACUUAGAGAAACUGUGUUCACUGAUCCUGAUAAACACAAAACAAAGCACCAGGUUUUACACCAAACCAAAAACUAUAUUCAGGAGCUGGAAAAUACUCUGGAAGGCUUGCUGAAAAUGAGAGAUCAUAUCCACUCAGAAGAAAGAAUUCCUUGCAGCUUGGAGGAAGUGAAGGAGGACUAUUUACGGAUUUAUUGCUGUGAACUCAGCAUGCCUCCAGAGACAUUUACACUUGUGUACAAGGGGACAAUUUGCACCCAGGGCACACAUGACUUAGGCAGCCCGAAACUCUUUUCUGGACUGCCUAAUAUCAAUUCUGUGCAAAAUUUACGUUUGUCGUCAGUGCACCUGCGACAGAUCACAUCAGGAAUUGAAGUGAGAUCAGAGAGCGAGCCUGCAGUUUGGUGUUUCCAGCAAAGACAUGAGCAGAAUCUCCAGGAGACUGCAGAGGAAGCAAAGACUAAGUUAGGCCAGUCCCCUGGCUUCUCAGCGCCAGGCUUGAAGGAAUUUGAAAGGUAUUUGAGCUUCUACAAGCAAACAGUGGAUAUGUUAGUGGAAAAUGGGGUGGUAAUUAUGGAGAAUGUCACCCACCCUGUGGUGUCUAAAGCCAUUUGCAAUCUAUGGCAAGAGCUAUCACAGAAAGGCCGAGCAGAUCUCUACUAUCAUUGCCAGCAGCAAGAAUGCAGCACUGCAUGUUUCGUAUCCUGCCCCAAGGAACCAAGCUGUGGUUAUAGUUGCAUAAGGGACAGUGGAACAGAGAGUCAGGAGGCCAGUGGCUCAUUAGUGUCAUCUACUCCAGAAGAGAUUCUAUUUGAAGAUGCAUUUGAUCUAGCUGCUAGCAUACUGGACCACAGCACAGCUCAAAACACAACCAGUCCCAGCUCUACGUAUGAAUGUUCUUCCUGGGGAAGUCCAGAAAAUGAUUCUCAGCUCUAUGAUCAGAUCACUAGCUUUCUGCGCUCUCAUUUCCACGCGGAUAACAAGGUAAUGUACAAUGUUUAA